AUGUCUCAGAAUACGGAAAAACGGCAGCACAUUGCCAUUGUCGGUGGAGGUGCUGCAGGCAUGUCUUGUGCCGCAACGCUGGCCAGACAUCUCGACAUAUUCAAAAUUACCUUGAUUGAGAAGGAAGCCGUGGUUGGCGGUCAAGCGACUUCAAUUCCUCUUAACGCCCAACAGCAUGGUGCCUCGUGGAUGAACAAUGGGGUCCAGGGCGGCUCAGGUAUAUUUAAACACACUUUUCAUUUCUUCCGACAAUAUGGCCAUCCUGCCCAGGAGGUCCGUCUUCAGGUUUCCUUCGGCAAAGGAAAGGACCGCUUCUGGACCAACUGCUUCCCGAGCCCUCUCGUCAAGCAGUUUGACUCUGACAUUAAACGCUUUGGCACUUUCCUGAAAGUCAUAAAAUGGAGUCUACCAGUGCUUGGGAUUGUUCCCAUUUCUAUAAUGCUCAGAGUGUUUCUUUUCAGCAAAGACUUUGGCGACAAGAUGGUGUAUCCCCUCAUUGCUUUAUUCCUGGGCACUGGAAACCAAACUGCUUCCGUUCCCUCAGGUAUUGUGGAACGUCUCUUCAACGACCCCAACAUGAAACUGUGGGAUUACGACCCGGAGACUCUGUUGCCAAACUUGCCCACCAUGUAUACCUUCGAUAGGCUUCAUGACUUCUACUCGGCGUGGCGGGAAGACCUGACAAGCAAGGGUGUUUCUUUUGCCUUGGAAACUGAGGUUCAGGAAACGGUAUCACGGUCAAAGAACAACGUGAUCCUAAAACUGAGGGAUAUACACGCAAAGGAGAGCAGAGAGGAGAGCUUUGACAAAGUUGUCUUCUGCUCCCUCGCGGACGAGACACUUCGGAUUCUAGGCAAGAAAGCAACUUGGCGGGAAAAGUUCGUUCUCGGCGGUGCAUCUUUCUAUGAUGAUAUAACCGUAACACAUACUGACAGCUCCUAUUUCAACGAACAUUACGAAACGUCGUUCAAGAAGGAGCUUUGCGCUGAGCCAACGUCUGAGGCACAACGAAAGCAGAUUGCAUUCUCAAGUCCAGCAGACUCGAAUGGCGGUGAUGGAUUCCGGCCCAUGUAUUAUACUUAUACAUACGACAGCAACCCGAGGCUGAUCGAAAUGUCAUUCAACUGCACCAACUACCAGCACCAGUUUCGCCAGCCGGACGUCAGCAACAAACGGGCACCAAAGCCUGUGUAUCAAACCAUCUUUCUCGACAAGAAUCGCAAAGACCUCUGGACCAUUGACAAAAUUGACAAGGGUCAAAUCAUCAAGAAGAACUGGUGGCAUCAACUCGGGCAUCGAUGGAUUCAUUACCUACGUGUCGUGCCGAACAUGAUGUUCAUCCAAGGUAGAAGUAGCACCUACUUCGCGGGAUCAUGGACACUGGUUAAUAUGCACGAAGUAGCCUGCGUCAGCGGUGUUGCCGCGGCGUACCGCAUGGGUGCCGAUUACGAGCAAUUCGACGAUUUCGCGACGGACUUCUUCUCCAAGUACUUGCUGCUCUCGCAUGGGCUUAUGUUUUCGCGACAGGAAAAGAAGAGAGGCAAUGCAAAGAGUCACUCACAGUAG
Molecule: messenger RNA, 1566 nt
Organism: Cordyceps fumosorosea ARSEF 2679
Lineage: Eukaryota; Fungi; Ascomycota; Sordariomycetes; Hypocreales; Cordycipitaceae
Product: FAD dependent oxidoreductase
Exons: 4
Coding region: 1-1566 (521 amino acids)
Molecular function (GO): oxidoreductase activity
Source: RefSeq, a predicted model, not a curated record